CAUUCGCACCUCCGCGGCACUUCUGUGCAAUUGACAGCGCGCAGAACGCACCAACGACUCAUGAGACCCCAUUAGCAAACCUGUUGACGAGCGGACUGUCCUUAUUUUUAACCUUCAGAUUCUAUUCUUAUACUGUACGAAGUUGAUCUCAGCCUACAGAGAAAUCAUCUUGGAGGGCGAGAAGUGGGGCUAUCCUCUGUCAUUAUUAAUAUUCGCUCAGGAUGGCAGUGGACUUUAGUUGCGCAGUUCACGCCUCAGUUUUAUUGGGCUGUGUGAUUAUCCUCAGUAACGUCCUAUGUCCCGUUGGUGCGUACCUCUACAACAACCGCUAUGCAGGUGAUCAAGUCUUCAGGAUAACGCCCAGCAACGAGGGGGAGGUUCAGGAGCUCAAGAAACUCCUGGGAAACAUAAAGGUGGACCUGUGGCAGCCCAACAGUGCCUCUCUGAUCCGAAACAACGCCACUGUGGACGUGCAUGUGAGACGGAACAACACGCGAGGGAUUCGUGCACGCCUCCAGAAGGAACACAUCGAUUUUAAGGUGUUCAUAUCUAACCUUCAGAAGGAAAUUGAAAAGCAGACGGGAUAUCGCUCUUCCCGCAAGAGGAGGUCUGAAUCCCUGUAUGACUAUGAGGUGUACCACUCUCUGGACGAGAUCCAGAGUUGGAUGUUUGAGAUCAACAGGACCCAUCCUCACCUGGUGGACAUGUUCUCUAUAGGGAGGUCAUAUGAAGGCAGGCCCCUCUAUGUGCUUCAGCUAGGAAAGAGAACGCGGACCUAUAAGAAGGCAGUGUGGAUAGACUGUGGGGUCCAUGCAAGGGAGUGGAUCGGACCAGCCUUCUGCCAGUGGUUUGUCAAAGAGGCUCUGCAUUCCUACCAGAAUGACUCUGUCAUGAGACGACUGAUGAACCAGCUCAACUUCUACAUCAUGCCUGUCUUCAACGUGGACGGAUACAUCUUCAGCUGGACUACGGAUCGUUUCUGGAGGAAAACCCGGUCCAAAAACGCCAAGUAUCACUGCAGAGGUGUUGACGCCAACAGGAACUGGAAAGUAAAGUGGUGUGAGGAGGGUGCAUCCUCCCACCCCUGUGAUGACACGUACUGCGGACCCUUCCCUGAGUCCGAGCCGGAAGUCAAGGCAGUGGCCAAGUUCCUGCGGAAGCACAAGAAGCGUGUCAAGGCCUACAUCUCCAUCCACGCCUACGCCCAAAUGUUGCUCUACCCCUACUCCUAUAAAUACGCCACCAUCCCUAACUUCAACUGUGUGGAGUCAGCUGCACUCAAUGCAGUGACUGCCCUGUACUCUGCAUAUGGAGUGAGGUACAGAUAUGGACCUGCCUCCACCACGCUGUAUGUCAGCUCAGGCAGCUCCAUGGACUGGGCCUAUAGGAACGGGAUCCCUUAUGCUUUUGCCUUUGAACUGCGGGACACAGGCUACUUUGGUUUCCUGUUACCUGAAGCUCUGAUCAACCCCACCUGCACUGAGACCAUGAGAGCGGUGAAGACCAUCUCAUCAGGCCUACUAAAGAAGUGUGAGACAGGGAUGUAUCAGCUGGACAGGGAGAGAUAUCCAUAUCUCUGAGAUAUACAGACAUUUACAGUAUAUCUGCAUCUGCUAGCAAAUAACUACGGGUGGUGGGUUAUUGUGCCAAAAAGGAAAAUGCAACAUGUAUCAUGCAAGCCUUGAUUUUUACCCAAGAGUGGUCACACUCCAUUUUAUGUCUGUAUGUUAGAGGAUAUAGUGGUACUUGAAAAUGCCCUCAAACUGGUUUCAAAUGUUACAUUAUUUAGAUGCCAGAUUACAUAAAACCUUCAGCUUGUACUAUCAACAACUUGACUGUUUACAGUGUACGGUGGACAGAAGCACUGAAUUCUAUUUUCAAGAGACUGAUAUUGCAUUUCACAGCGACUUUUUCUUGAACUUGCAGUUUUUACCCAUUAAAGCUUCACUAUCUGGAGCACCAUCAACUAGCUCAGUGGUGUAGUGAUGCCUGGAGAAUUGGGUAUAUUCUAUCUUUUGCCAAAGAUGUCCAAAACGGCCCGCCCAGUGAAUUCUAUGAGAAACAGUGACAUACACUCUGAAUGACCUAAAAUGAUAAAUCCCAUAUUGGUCUUUCACAGUCAGGCCAAGCCAAGCUGUACUGUGCAAGUAGGCUAAUAGUAGGUCUACUAUUGAAACAGAUACAUGAGGCUGGCCAACUGACUCAGAAAUUCACAGGUUUAUUCAUUCUUAACGUCCGUUUUUUAAUAGAAAAACUACAAAAUGGAAUGUUGUAUGUCCAUAACAAUGUUUAAACCACAUCAGGAGACCACUUUUGAGAUCUGGGAAAAAUCCAAGAAAUUUAGACUUUUGAGUGUAGUUACCCUUUAAUUUGCAGGCACCUAGCACUGUCGUUUGGUUAGCGGUGUUUCUGUAGGACAUGAGAUUGAGUUUGCAAAACAAAUGGCCACUAGAUUGAUGCAAAUAAUCAUGAUAUCAUUCUGCCAGGGAGGCAUAGGCUACUU
Messenger RNA from Coregonus clupeaformis (lake whitefish), 2503 nucleotides. RefSeq names its product carboxypeptidase A6-like. Gene Ontology annotation, molecular function: metallocarboxypeptidase activity; zinc ion binding. Gene Ontology annotation, biological process: proteolysis. The transcript has 11 exons. Lineage: Eukaryota; Metazoa; Chordata; Actinopteri; Salmoniformes; Salmonidae. The record is from RefSeq and is a predicted model, not a curated record. The coding region runs from base 222 to 1580 and encodes 452 amino acids.